Molecule: messenger RNA, 4764 nt
Organism: Phacochoerus africanus (Common warthog)
Lineage: Eukaryota; Metazoa; Chordata; Mammalia; Artiodactyla; Suidae
Gene: SYNRG
Product: synergin gamma
Exons: 23
Coding region: 86-4243 (1385 amino acids)
Cellular component (GO): clathrin coat of trans-Golgi network vesicle
Molecular function (GO): protein binding
Source: RefSeq, a predicted model, not a curated record
GGGCCCGGCGUUUGCCCCGGAAGUGGCUGUCUGGAGCUGACAGCUGCUGAGAAGGUGGCGGCAGCGGCGGCCGGCCGGGAGCAAGAUGGCGCUGCGGCCGGGAACGGGAGCUGGCGGCAGCGGGGCCGCGGGAGCUGGCGCGGGGGCCGCCGGCGGAGGCAGCUUUAUGUUUCCGGUUGCAGGUGGAAUAAGACCCCCUCAAGCAGGAAUGAUGCCAAUGCAGCAACAAGGAUUUCCUAUGGUCUCAGUCAUGCAGCCUAACAUGCAAGGCAUGAUAGGAAUGAAUUACAGCUCUCAAAUGUCCCAAGGACCCAUUGCCAUGCAGGCAGGCAUACCAAUGGGACCAAUACCAGCAGGAGGAAUGCCUUACCUGGGACAAGCACCAUUCCUGGGAAUGCGUCCUCCAGGCCCACAGUACACUCCAGACAUGCAGAAGCAGUUUGCUGAAGAGCAGCAAAAACGAUUUGAACAACAGCAAAAGCUCUUAGAAGAAGAAAGAAAAAGACGCCAGUUUGAAGAGCAGAAGCAAAAGCUCAGACUUCUGAGUAGUGUGAAACCCAAGACAGGAGAGAAGAGUAGAGAUGAUGCUUUGGAAGCUAUUAAAGGAAACUUAGAUGGAUUCUCCAGAGAUGCUAAGAUGCACCCAACUCCAGCAUCACACCCGAAGAAACCAGAUUAUCCCACAUCAUCUCAUUCUACUAAAACUGUCUCCCCAUCACCUGCCUUUCUUGAUGAAGAAGAAUUCAGUGACUUUAUGCAGGGGCCUGUUGAAGUUCCCACAUGUGGGCCUUCUUCCACUUCCCAGCCUUUUCAGUCUUUCCAUCCCACCACCCCACUUGGCCAGUUGCAUACACAGAAGGCUGGAGCCCAGCCUCUCCCUCCAGGCCCUUCCUUGGAGGAGAAGCUCCUAGUAUCUUGUGAUAUAAGUACAUCUGGGCAGGAACAAAUUAAAUUAAAUACUUCUGAAGGUGGGCACAGAGCCCUAGGCCCAGGUUCCAGUAAAAACCACCCCAGUUUAACGGCCAAUACCGGGGGUGCUGUAGAUGGACGUGUAAGUGGUACCACUACGGCAGAGGCAGAAAAGACUUCAGACCAAAACCUGUCCAUUGAAGAGAGUGGUGUGGGAGUAUUUCCCUCACAGGAUCCUGUUCAGCCUAGAAUGCCUCCUUGGAUUUACAACGAGAGCUUGGUUCCAGAUGCCUAUAAGAAAAUUUUAGAAACCACAGUGACUCCAACUGGAAUAGAUACUGCUAAACUUUAUCCCAUUCUGAUGUCAUCUGGACUUCCCAGGGAAACUCUUGGACAGAUAUGGGCCUUGGCUAAUCGAACCACACCUGGCAAACUUACUAAAGAAGAACUUUAUACGGUUCUGGCCAUGAUAGCAGUAACACAGAGGGGUGUUCCUGCCAUAAGUCCGGAUGCUUUAAAUCAGUUUCCAGCAGCUCCUAUCCCAACUUUAAGUGGCUUUCCUAUGACCUUGCCUUCUGCGGUGAGUCAGCCGACGGGGAUGCCAUCAGGCCCUGCAGGCUCCAUGCCCCUCAACUUGGGACAGCCGGUCAUGGGCAUUAACCUUGUUGGACCAGUCGGGGGAGCUGCAGCCCAGACUUCCAGUGGCUUCAUGUCAACUUACCCUGCAAAUCAGGUGGUAAAACCAGAAGAAGAUGACUUCCAGGAUUUUCAAGAUGCUUCUAAGUCAGGAUCCCUUGAUGACUCAUUCAGUGAUUUCCAAGAAUUGCCUGCUUCUUCAAAAACAAAUAAUUCUCAGCAUGGAAACAGUGCCCCUUCUUUGUUGAUGCCACUUCCUGGAACUAAAGCAUCAGCUUCAAUGGAUAAAUAUGCUGUGUUUAAAGGAAUUGCAGCUGACAAGUCCUCUGAAAAUACUGUUCCUUUUGGAGAACCUGGUGAUAAAUAUAGUGCUUUCAGAGAACUCGAACAGACAGCAGAGACUAAAUCUUUAGGGGAAAACUUUGCAGAAUUCAGAUCUGCAGGAACUGAUGAUGGUUUCACCGAUUUUAAAACUGCCGAUAGUAUCUCACCACUAGAGCCACCCACAAAAGACAAAACUUUUCCAGCAGCCUUCCCCUCAGGAGCUAUCCAACAGAAACCACAGACCCAAGUGAAAAAUCCUCUGAACUUAGCAGACCUAGACAUGUUCUCCUCAGUUACCUCCAGCAGCGAGAAACCAUUGUCCUUUUCAACUGCAUUUAGUGCAUCAAAAUCCGUUUCCACACGACCCCAGCCAGCAGUUUCUGCUGCAACUAUGACAGCAUUGGCAUCAACUAAAACUUCUAGUUUGGCUGAUGAUUUUGGAGACUUCAACCUUUUUGGAGAAUAUUCUAGUCCAGCAUCUACUGGGGAGCAGGAUGACUUUGCAGAUUUUAUGGCUUUCAGUAAUAGUUCUCUUUCCUCUGAGCAGAAGUCAGAUGACAAAUAUGAGGCCCUUAAAGAGGAAUCUAGUCCUGUCUCUCUAACCAGCAGUGCGAGCAGCACCGGGAAGAGUGGACAGAACUCAGCUGCCAUGUCCACCAAAUACGAUGUCUUCAAACAGCUCUCUCUGGAAGGACCGGGACUAGGUGUUGAAGAGCUGAAAGAGAACACUCCUUCAGGAAAGAGCGAUGAUGACUUUGCUGACUUCCACUCCAGCAAAUUGUCCUCCAUGAACUCGGACAAAUCCCUGGGAGAGAAAGCAGUGGCUUUCAGACACACCAAAGAAGAUUCAGCUUCGGUGAAGUCCCUGGAUCUCCCUUCCAUCGGGGGCAGCAGCGUCGGCAAGGAGGACUCUGAAGAUGCGCUCUCUGUUCAGUUUGACAUGAAACUUGCUGAUGUGGGAGGCGAUCUUAAGCAUGUCAUGUCUGAUAGCUCUUUGGAUUUGCCAACAGUUAGUGGCCAGCAUCCUCCUGCUGCAGAUAUAGAGGACUUAAAACAUGCUGCCUUUGGAACCUGCAGUAGCAAUUUGGCAGUGAGCACACUUACGAGCUGUGACUGGUCAGACAGGGAUGUUGCCUCUCAGGGCAGAAAACUCUCUCCAUUUGUCCUCCCAGCAGGAAGUGGAGCCUCGCCAGCUGCCUCCGUCCUUCAAAAGAAAGAGACGUCCUUCGGCAGUUCUGAAAGCCUCACCGUGACAUCCCUCUCCAAAGUCACGACCUUCGCAAGCGAGGACACCCUUCCAGAGGCGACCUUUCCGGCCUUCGCCAAUUUUAAAGAGGUGAUUCCGCAGACCGGCGAGCAAAAGGAGUAUGAAAGCGCGGACUUCAAGGAUUUCACCAGACAGGACCUGCCAGCAGCUGAGUGGAGCCAGGAGGCCGCGUGCCCAAGCCCAGCCUCCAGCAGCACUUCCCACGACACCCCCCGAGAGUGUGCCGAUGACUUCGGAGAGUUUCAAAGUGAAAAGCCCAAGAUCAGCAAGUUUGACUUCCUAGUGGCCAAUUCACAAGGCAAAAUGAAGUCCAGUGAGGAAAUGAUCCAAAGCGAGCUGGCAACCUUUGACCUUUCUGUUCAAGGAUCACACAAGAGGAGUCUGAGCCUUGGCGAUAAAGAAAUAAGCCGUUCUUCUCCUUCCCCGGCUUUGGAGCAACCUUUCAGAGACCGCUCCAACACUCUGAGCGAGAAGCCCGCCCUGCCUGUCAUCCGCGACAAGUACAAAGACCUGACAGGGGAGGUGGAGGAGAAUGAGAGAUACGCUUAUGAAUGGCAGCGGUGUCUAGGGAGCGCCCUGGAGGUCAUUAAGAAGGCAAAUGAUACCUUAAACGGAAUCAGUAGUAGUUCUGUAUGCACAGAGGUAAUUCAGUCAGCUCAAGGCAUGGAGUAUUUGUUAGGUGUUGUUGAGGUGUACAGGGUAACCAAGCGAGUGGAGCUGGGGAUAAAAGCCACUGCAGUGUGCAGUGAGAAACUCCAGCAGCUGCUAAAGGACAUCGAUAAAGUAUGGAAUAACCUAAUCGGCUUCAUGUCACUCGCCACACUCACGCCUGAUGAAAAUUCCCUGGACUUUUCAUCCUGUAUGCUGCGGCCUGGGAUUAAAAAUGCUCAGGAGCUGGCUUGCGGGGUGUGCCUUUUAAACGUGGACUCCAGGAGCCGGAAAGAAGAGAAGCCUGCAGAGGAACAUCCUAAAAAAGCUUUCAACUCAGAAACGGACAGCUUCAAGCUGGCAUAUGGAGGACACCAGUAUCACGCCAGCUGUGCCAACUUCUGGAUCAACUGCGUUGAACCAAAACCUCCUGGCCUCAUCCUGCCUGAUUUGCUCUGAAAGCUCCUCUGUGAAGUACCAGCCGGUUGUUUUGUGUUUUUUCUGUCACGCCCCUUGGGGUGACAGGGACCAAUAGAAUUCAAGUACUGCAGAGUCCCCCCCCAUCCGUCUACAUGAAGAAAACCUCCCAGUGUGGGGGGACAUGCUUGGAAGUUCCUAGUUUUCCCACAGACGACCUUUGUCCCCAAGCUCCCAAAGCCAGUCUUCGGGGUUUGAGGUAAAAUUGCCCUGCCCACUGCAUGUGGCCCUGGAAGUUUGCUGACUUAUCUCUAGUUCUCUUCAGAUGUUUAAAAAGACGGACCAUGAUUUUCUCUAAGGAAGCAUUUGCUGCUGUGGUAUGGAAACUGAAGAAUUGACCUUGAAAGAAGAAUAAGUUAUUACUGUAGGACUGGAAUUGGCAAGAAUGUUUUGAGCCAGUUUUUGUGUGUUAUCUAGAACACUCACUGUCCUGUGAAGUCGAAUGCAUUUGUCCACGUUUAGUUUGUUAAUAAUGCAAAUGAAUAAAAAGGGAGAAAUCGGGA